Helobdella robusta is the source of this 2160-nucleotide messenger RNA. RefSeq lists its product as hypothetical. The record is from RefSeq and is a predicted model, not a curated record. Lineage: Eukaryota; Metazoa; Annelida; Clitellata; Rhynchobdellida; Glossiphoniidae. The transcript has a single exon. The coding region runs from base 1 to 2160 and encodes 719 amino acids.
AUGUCAGCACUUUCAAAUUCAUAUAGUAACAACACCGUAGCACAAGAAGCGAGCAUUCACACAUUUUCAAGGGAUGGUAAUGCAAACAACCAUUCUCCUUAUGUUCAGAUUAAUUGUCAGCCAUCAGCAACUUCAUAUCAGCAGCCAAUCAAUGAAACGAAACAGUGUGAACCGAUGUUGAAGGGUGCCUCUAAGCAACAAAACCAUUUGAACGUUGGUCAAAACAGCAAGCCUCAUUUCUUCAAGCCUCAAAAUCUUCUCACUUCCCCCUCGCAAAAUACAAAAUAUUAUGCUAAUGAAAAAAGUAAAGAUUUGUUCAGGGCAUAUCUAAAUGUUCGACCACACAAGGAAGAAAUGAACGACACCCAGUUAAGAAGACUGGAUCAAAUAACAAGCAGAUGCGAGUCAAAUAAUUCUGAAACAAAUCAUAAUUUUAAUUUUGACAAUUUAUCUUUAAGUUUUCAAAAUCAAAACGCCUCGUUACAUGAUGUAAACUUGCAUUCCAGUAAACUCGAUUUCUUGAAUUCACAGCCUAUUGAGCAACAUGCUCAAAAAUCACCAAAUCACGCCCCAAUAAACGUUGACCAAACAAUAAACAUUAAAACGGAUUCUAAAAAUAAAGAUUUACUCAGUCAGUAUAUUUCAAUGAAUCAACAGAGCCAUGAAUCCAACUUGCAUCAAUCUUCGAAAGAACCGACAAAAACAAGUACAUUGAACAAUUCAGCGAUCAGCAAGAAUUGUUCAAAUAACAAAGCUGAACUUGACAACAACUGCUUCAAUAAUCUGAUCAUGCGACAACAACAAAUGGAAGCCAGGGAUCCAUCUCUCAAGCAAAAUUAUCUCAAGAGAUACUCCUGGACUCGACAAACUGAUACAUUUUACAACAUAUUUGGAGGCAGGUUUACUGAAGAUGAAGAUAAAAUUUCAAAUAAUAAUCAAAUGAAAGAUGAUAACAACAACGAUGGAAAGUUAUCUAAGUAUGAAGUUAUUAAUGAGCUGAAUGCUAGAAAACAAUCUGAUCUUGACAGUUCUGUUGAUAGCAAAGCAAUAACAAACAUUUCUAACAAAUCAAAUGAAUGGAAAAAUGCGGUUGACACUAGUGAAGAACAUGUCCACUCUAAAAACAACAUAUCUUGUAAUAACAAAUAUUCUGAAAAAAACGAAAACAAAGGCAGUUCGUUUGAUUUCAAGAAUAAUUUUAAUAAUCAUCAUCAAAAUAAAUUUUUUACAGCCAUUAAUCCCAACAAACACAGGGAGGUAUACAAAAUGCAGUUGAAGCAUUUGGAAACGUCGAAGAACAACGAGGACAGCGAAAGCCUGCCAGAGACUAACCAGAUUCCUCUUACGAAAGAAGAUGAUAGUUGUGCGUCAACCGACGCAUCUAGCGAUGUAAGCAAUUACAAUGCAGUUAGACAUCCCACCAGAUGUCAGGCUUGGAUGAAUGAGAACAAAAUGAGCAAACGCGUUCUAGAUCACAUUUCUGGAGACGAUUCAACAAAAUCACCCAGAUUGGUCCAGCCUCUCUAUAGAACUAUAAACGAUGGGAAGACAAAAAAACAUGUUUCCAUAAAACUUGAUAACAAUUUGCAUGAAGAAGUUUCUGAUAUAUGUAACAUAGACGAUUAUGAGCUUAGCAAUCACAUUAACAACUUGGAAUCAAAUUUAAAUUUUCCCAGCAAAUUGGAUAGCAAGUUCGGAUCAACAUCAGCUCCAUUUGACACGGACAAUUGGUUCAAACAGGACCACCAAGAGCAAACCAUUGGUUAUGAAUGUGGAGAAAGUUCCAUGGACAAUAUGGAUCCACUGCAAGUUCAAAGUUUUUCAGUUCCUGAGAAGCAUUCGAACAACCCGUAUCAUUUGCAAAAACCAAAAUUGAGAACAUCACAACACUCAUGUAUGCCUACAGUAAAAUCGGAAAUGAUUUCGGUACAGCCACCGCAUUCAUUUUUUACUGAAACAAAUCAUUCCAAGAAUCAGAGACCCAAACUGAAACUGUUCAAUAAACAACAGCCACAACAAACGCAUCACCAACUUUUAAAUCAACAAGGUUUGAAGAGAAGCGAAUGCAACUGGUUCAGGGACAGCCAAAGUUCUGGAUUAAACAAAAAAUGCAUGCCACUAACAGAUUGUAGAUACAAUUUUAUGUGUAAAGAAAGAUAA